Rhineura floridana is the source of this 1809-nucleotide messenger RNA. RefSeq names its product vomeronasal type-2 receptor 26-like. The coding region runs from base 1 to 1809 and encodes 602 amino acids. The transcript has 5 exons. Gene Ontology annotation, cellular component: membrane. The record is from RefSeq and is a predicted model, not a curated record. Gene Ontology annotation, biological process: G protein-coupled receptor signaling pathway. Gene Ontology annotation, molecular function: G protein-coupled receptor activity. NCBI's taxonomy places the organism in Eukaryota, Metazoa, Chordata, Lepidosauria, Squamata, Rhineuridae.
AUGAAUGUGUCCAGUUGGGGUCAAGAUCUGCUGGUAGCCAGAAUGAUGUCUUUGCUGCUGCUCCUUUUGCUACUUCAGCUGCCUCAGAUUGUUAGCCAAAAUGUGGACAACAGAUCUGGUCAGCAACCAAAGGUUCGUAAUGACUUGGGCAUUCCAGAGAACAUAGCUAUUGGUGAAUUUCUCUCUUUUUUAAACUAUAAAUUUAAUGAGAUCACAUUUGAUACAACACCAGAUCCAGAUACGAGAACUUUCCUAGUGCCGAAUUACUACCAUCAAUACCUUGUAUUUACUUUUGCCAUGAAUGAGAUCAACAAGAAUGUCAACCUCUUACCCAACACAACCCUCUCUUCCAUCUUCGCUCAAAAUGCUGACAAUGAAAUGGGAAACUGUUCUGGGACUAUGGAACUCCUUUUCCUAAGACAGGGGAACCCCGUCAACUAUAUGUGUGGCAAUACAUACAAGCUAAUGACCAUCAUUGGUGGGCUGUCCUCUCAUACCUCCAAGGAGAUGCCCCACAUCUUGAAUAUCUACAAGAUGCCACAGCUUCACUCCUUCCUGAAGCACAUCCGCUUCAACAACAGUGCUGGGGAAGAAAUAUUUUUUGAUAAAAAUGGAGAGUUGACAACUGGAUAUGAUAUUAUCAACACAGUCACAUUCCCUAAUUGGUCCAUCCAUAAAGUCUUGAUUGGACGGUUGGACCCACAGGCUCCUGAAGGGGAAAAAAUCACUAUUAAUGGAAGUGCUGUUGUGUGGAAUCACAAAUUUAACCAGAUCCUACCGAAAUCCACAUGUGUUGAAAGUUGCCAUCCUGGACAAAGCAUGAUCAUGCGACAGGGGGAACAGAUUUGUUGUUAUGAUUGUUCUCGGUGCUCUGAAGGAAUGAUUUCAAACCUGAUGGAUGCAGACCAUUGCAACAAGUGCCCUGAGGAUCAGCAUCCAAACAAGAACCACAACCACUGCAUCCCUAAAGCUAUAAUCUAUUUAUCAUAUAGUGAGCCCUUGGGGAUCAUUCUGACUUCAUUUGCUCUUUCUAUUUCUCUGGUCACCGUUGUGGUAAUGUGGAUCUUCAUUCAACAUCGGAAUACUCCCAUUGUCAAGGCCAACAACUGGACCAUUACCUGCACCCUCUUUAUUUCCAUAUUGCUUUGCUUUCUGUGCUCUUUCUUAUUCAUUGGGAAGCCUGGGAAGGUAACCUGCCUUUUCCGUCAAUCAGUGUUUGGAAUCAUCUUCUCCCUUGUUGUUGCUUGUGUGCUGGCUAAAACAAUUACUGUGGUUCUUGCUUUUAUGGCCACCAAGCCAGGAAACAAGAUGAGGAAAUGGCUAGGGAAGAGGCUGGCAGUGUCCAUCAUCAUUCUCUGUACUCUUAUUCAAACCAGCAUCUGUGCAGUGUGGCUGGCAACCUCUCCUCCCUUCCCAGAAUUUGACAUGCAUUCUCAAUUCAGUGAAAUUAUAGCACAGUGUAAUGAAGGCUCAGACUUCAUGUUCUACAUUGUCCUGAGCUACAUGGGGCUUUUAGCCAUCAUCAGCUUCACUGUGGCUUUCUUUGCCAGGAAGUUGCCUGAUACUUUUAAUGAAGCCAAGCUCAUCACCUUCAGUAUGUUGGUUUUCUGCACUGUUUGGUUAUCUUUUGUCCCAACUUACUUGAGCACGAAAGGAAAAUACAUGGUGGCUGUGGAGAUCUUCUCCAUCUUGGCCUCUAGUGCUGGAUUGCUGGGUUGCAUUUUCCUUCCCAAAUUCUAUAUUAUUGUCCUGAGGCCAGAGAUGAACACCAGGGAUCAAUUAGUAAGGAAAAAGAUCACUGAUCACUGA